Chaetura pelagica (chimney swift) is the source of this 1073-nucleotide messenger RNA. RefSeq names its product insulin-like growth factor 1 (somatomedin C) (gene IGF1). Bases 247 to 708 code for a protein of 153 amino acids. The record is from RefSeq and is a predicted model, not a curated record. Gene Ontology annotation, cellular component: extracellular region. Lineage: Eukaryota; Metazoa; Chordata; Aves; Apodiformes; Apodidae. The transcript is spliced from 4 exons. Gene Ontology annotation, molecular function: hormone activity; growth factor activity.
GCUGUUUCCUGUCUACAGUGUCUGUGUAAUGUAGAUAAAUGUGAGGAUUUUCUCUAAAUCCCUCUUCUGUUUGCUAAAUCUCACUGUCACUGCUAAAAUCAGAGCAGAUAGAGCCUGCGCAAUGGAAUAAAGUCCUCAAUAUUGAAAUGUGACAUUGCUCUCAACAUCUCACAUCUCUCUGGAUUUCUUUUUUCUCAUCAUUACUGCUAACAAAUUCAUUUCCAGACUUUGCACUUUUAAGAAGCAAUGGAAAAAAUCAACAGUCUUUCAACACAAUUAGUUAAGUGCUGCUUUUGUGAUUUCUUGAAGGUGAAGAUGCACACUGUGUCCUACAUUCAUUUCUUCUACCUUGGCCUGUGUCUGCUUACCUUAACCAGUUCUGCUGCUGCUGGCCCAGAAACACUCUGUGGUGCCGAGCUGGUUGAUGCUCUUCAGUUUGUGUGUGGAGACAGAGGCUUUUACUUCAGUAAGCCUACAGGGUAUGGAUCCAGCAGUAGACGCUUACACCACAAGGGAAUAGUGGAUGAAUGCUGCUUCCAGAGUUGUGACCUGAGGAGGCUGGAGAUGUAUUGUGCUCCAAUAAAGCCACCUAAAUCUGCACGCUCUGUACGUGCUCAGCGCCACACUGAUAUGCCAAAAGCACAAAAGGAAGUGCAUUUGAAGAACACAAGUAGAGGAAACACAGGAAACAGAAACUACAGAAUGUAAGAACAUGCCAUCCACAAGAACGAAGAAUGAAUGUGCCAUCUGCAGGAUACUUUGCUGUAAAUAAAUUAUUUGUUAAACAUUGGAAGACAUAAAAAAAAGCAAACCUAUGGCUUAAUAAGCUUGAUGCAAUCUCAACCAAUGGGCAUUCUCCCAGUGAACAAUGCAACUAAACAUUCCAAUAUAAGUCUUUAGAAAACAGAACAUUUUAAGCAGCCCAGAGCUAAAAAAUUCUGUGGUUGAUAUAUUACUGUUUGUUAACCUGUUUUAAAUGUCCUGCACAAAAUCUCUUAAAGUCCUGUGCCCCUCAAAAGCCUACAAAUUUAUGGGCCUUUGAUGGAUCCAAUUGCACUAAAUUAACCUAUGAA